AUGCGUUCGUCUUUCGUCUCUGGUGCCGUUUUGGCAUUUGCGAGCGCUGUUUUCGCGACAGGCCCGACACCCGGCUUCGAUCCUAUCACUUCGCCAUUUCAGGACGAGAAUGUUCCAGCGGGGAAACCGUUUGAAAUUGUCUGGGAACCGUCAAAGGACUACGCUGGAACCGUAACUAUUCAGCUCCUUCAAGGCGCUACUGUCAGCACUCUGUCCGCGGGAGACGUCAUCAAGGGUGGCAUCGAUAGUAAAGUGGGAACCUACACAUGGGACGUUCCAACUAGCCUAAAAUAUUUUGCGACCUACGGAUUCUCGAUCACGCAAGACACGAAUACUACAUGUUUCCAGUACAGCUUCCCGUUCCAUGUCACCGGUCUUUCUGGUAGCAGUAGCAGCGCCGCCGUUGACUCUGGCAAAACAAGCACUGUCACUAUGCAUCUCUCCACUGGUUCAAAUUAUGUUGCCAGCUCCACAACAAUCUCGAACAGCACUACCUCUGCUCUAACUUCCACGCGUUCCUCGAACGCCACUCUGUCAUCUACCAUCGCCAGGACCACAGCCAAAACCACAGCCACAACCACAGCCACACCCACAAAGGCCACUCAAACAUCAGCUACGAGCAGUAGUGCCACCCCUUCCCCAACGAAGAAUGCCGCUGUUGUUCAGGUCGCGACUGGCUCCUUUGCUUUGAUCGGUGGACUGGUCCUCGCACUUGCUCUGUAG
Messenger RNA from Hyaloscypha bicolor E, 723 nucleotides. RefSeq lists its product as uncharacterized. NCBI's taxonomy places the organism in Eukaryota, Fungi, Ascomycota, Leotiomycetes, Helotiales, Hyaloscyphaceae. Bases 1 to 723 code for a protein of 240 amino acids. The transcript has 2 exons. The record is from RefSeq and is a predicted model, not a curated record.